UCAACAACACUAUUGUUCACUAGUCCCCGUGUGUAGUACAUGGGAAAGUUCGGGGUUUUCAUCAGACACCGCUCAGGUUUCAACGUCAGCAGUAGCGUAUCCGUCACUUGUCAGCAUCCCUUGAUGAAAGCGGAACCAAGUACUGUAUAAUAUUUGAGGAGGAAGCGGCAAACUGCUUUUAUCGCCACAGCAAGGAUGAAAACGCUAGUAAUUCUGUGCAUGUUGGCCGCUGUAGGAGUUGGUGUUGUCCAUGGCGGAGAGGCCUUAUGUCAUUCUGAUGUCGGGGACACAAUCAACGAAGGAUGCGUAAACUGCACGUGCGUAUUAGAAAGUCCUAGCAAUCCAGUAACCAAGGUGUGGUCUUGUGUGCAGACUUGCAAUGUUUGCCCUGCAGCUGUGGUAUCAAGGAUCUGCUUGUUCAACCGAUGUGAUUCAGGUGUAUACUGCCCUCUUGAUCGACUAAACACAACUUGCGUCAUCCCUUUGUGUGAAACCUGUGACCCUGCAUUUCUCAGAGAUGGGAAUUUGGUCAACUGCACUGAUAAGCCAGGUAUGUGCCCCGAACCUGUUGGGACGGGGAAUUGCACGCAGCAGUGUAGCGAGGAUCUGAAUUGUCCAAACAACCAAAAAUGUUGCAGCAAUGGUUGUGGGACUGCUUGCUAUGAACCUGUCCACGAUAGGAAGGAAGGCAUGUGCCCGAUGCCCGGUCCUGAUGUUGGUGGGAUUUGCGUGAACACGUGCCAUGGAGACAGAGAUUGCCCAGGAACCCAAAAAUGCUGCAGUAACGGCUGUGGACACACUUGCCAAGAACCAGCAGCAAGCAUGAAGCCAGGCAUGUGCCCGAUGCCCGGUCCUGAUGUUGGUGGGGUUUGCGUGGAGAUGUGCAGUGGAGACGGAGAAUGCCCUGGAGCCGAAAAGUGCUGCAGUAACGGUUGUGGACACUCGUGCCAAGCUCCUGCUCCACGCAUGUGCCCGGCGCCCGGUCCUGAUGUUGGUGGGAUUUGUGCGGAGAUGUGCAGUGGAGACAGUGACUGUGAAGGAAUGCAAAUGUGCUGCAGCAACGGUUGUGGACACUCUUGCCAAGAACCCGUUCCAGAAAUGCAUCCAUGCCCACCUGACCAACCCUUCAUGAACUGCACCUAUGAUGACGUCUGUUCGUCUCCUUGCGACGCCCUGCCUAGCGCCCGGUGUUUGGUGGAUCACUGCGGGGGUUGCAGACCGGUGCACAUCACGUCAAUAGGCAGCCGCAUCAACUGCACAACCGGACAAGUUGUGCAGUGCCCUCCCGGUCAUGAGAUGGUCAACUGCCUGCUCAACCCAUGCGAUAGUGCUGAAUGCCCUGCCGAUCCCAUGGCCCGAUGUCUCAGCGUGUACUGCGGGGGCUGUAAGGCAGUAUUUGUCAAUGCCCAGGGGGAACACAUCAACUGCACGUCCGGUGCCGCCUCAGUUUGCCCACCUGGCCUGGUUGAGAAUCCAGUGGAUAGAGCCCAGGCCUGUGCUAUGGCCACCUGCCCUGCCCGUCCCAAGGCCCAGUGUACUGCUAAACAGUGUGUGUGGCCCAACUCACCCCUUGAAUGCCCGUAUGAGUUCUUCGAUGCUAGGGCAAGGCCCGUACAGUGCAGCAUAGUGAAGCGAGGUCAAUGCCCCAUGGUCGACUCCUCAGGGGAUGUUGGAGGAAUUUGUGUCAAUGAGUGCAUGGAUGACACACACUGUGACGGAGACGAGAAAUGCUGUGGCAAUGAAUGCGGAGGUAGAGUCUGCCGUGACCCUGAAAACGAUGGCAGCGAAAUGGACAUGGACAUGGAAGAGCCAAUCUGGAAGCCUGGUACCUGUCCUAUGCCACCCAUGGGUAGUGUUGGUGGAAUCUGUGUAGAGGAAUGCAAUGCCGAGUAUGGUGAUGCCGGCUGCCCAAGACACUGGAAAUGCUGCAGUAAUGGCUGUGGACAUGCCUGCAGACCACCAAGAGAAAUGUCUGGUCAGUGCCCUAUGGUUCCUGAAGGUGCAGACAUGAGUGACUGUCAGGAUCUAGAGGAAUGUACCUUGGACAAUGAGUGCCAGAUGAACCGUCCUGGCUCCAAAUGCUGCACUACUGCUUGCGGAACUAGAUGCAUGAGUCCAGUCAGAAGCAGGAAACCAGGAACAUGCCCAAUGGUGCCCAUGGAUGUCGCUGGUAUUUGCUCGGAGGAUUGUACGAGUGAUGACGAUUGUGAGGCCCGAGCCAAGUGUUGCAGCAAUGGAUGCGGCCAUGUUUGCAUGGACCCAGAAGAGCAACCAGGCGACUGCCCAGCAAGACCUGAUCUUAUGAUGUUAUAUGCAGCACCUCAAGUCGCAUGUAGCAGUGACAGUGACUGUAGCCAGCGUCGCAGCAAGUGUUGUGCUUACGGCUGUGGACAGAUCUGCAUAGAACCGGUGACAGAUGUGAAGGAAGGCAUGUGCCCGAUGCCCGGUCCCGUUGUUGGUGGGGUUUGCGUGGAGAUGUGCAGUGAGGACGGAGAAUGCCCUGGAACCCGAAAGUGCUGCAGUAACGGCUGUGGGCACUCUUGCCAAGAAGCUGUUCCACGCAUGAAGCCAGGCAUGUGCCCGAUGCCAGGUCCUGAUGUUGGUGGUAUUUGUGCAGAGAUGUGCAGUGGAGACGGAGCUUGCCCUGGAGCCGAAAAGUGCUGCAGUAACGGCUGUGGACACUCGUGCCAAGCUCCUGCUCCAGGCAUGUGCCCGAUGCCCGGUCCUGAUGUUGGUGGGAUUUGUGCGGAGAUGUGCAGUGGAGACGGUGACUGCGAAGGAAUGCAGAUGUGCUGCAGUAAUGGCUGUGGACACUCAUGCCAAGAACCUGUUCCAGUCCCGCAACACAUGUGUCCGAUGGCUGGUCCAGAUAUUGGUGGGAUUUGCGUGGAGACGUGCAGUGGAGACGGUGAUUGCCCAGGAAUGCAAAUGUGCUGCAGUAACGGUUGUGGACACUCUUGCCAAGUACCUGUUCCAUAUGUGAAGCCAGGCAUGUGCCCGAUGCCCGGUCCUGAUGUUGGUGGUAUUUGUGCGGAGAUGUGCAGUGGAGACGGGGCUUGCCCUGGAGCCGAAAAGUGCUGCAGUAACGGCUGUGGACACUCUUGCCAAGCACCUGCUCCAGGCAUGUGCCCGGUGCCCGCUCCUGAUGUUGGUGGGAUUUGUGCGGAGACGUGCAGUGGAGACAGAGAUUGUCCAGGAAUGCAAAUGUGCUGCAGUAACGGUUGUGGACACUCUUGCCAAGAACCUGUUCCACUGGAGAAAGUUGGAGUCUGUCCGAUGGUGCCACCAGGAUUGGAAAGCAACUGUAUGCAGAAGUCGUGCACUGGUGACCAUAACUGCCCAGGACGCAAGAGAUGUUGCGAAGCUGGAUGUGAGGAACAUAUGUGUCUGGUCCCUCGCCCAGAAGUCAUGUGCGAGGAAGAACUACCAGAGAUCUGUGAGUUUGAUCCGUGUGAGUUUGCUACCUGCCCAUCUGUCCCCGAUGCAACCUGUGCACCUGACAAGUGCGGACGGUGUCGUCCCAGGUUUUUCAACCAGGACCUGGAGGCAGUAAGCUGCGCAGGGAAAACGUUCUGCAAGGCGUUGGGUGGUGCCGAUGGAUGGUAUGAAAGUGGGGCAAUCGUGGACUCAUCAGAUGGCUGCAACCAGUGUGUAUGCAACGGACUGGGGACUUGGACAUGUUCCAAGAGGAACUGUGGUAAGUGGCUGUUAUUCACUAGACACUGAAACAUAUGCAAUUAA
Patiria miniata (bat star) is the source of this 3741-nucleotide messenger RNA. RefSeq names its product balbiani ring protein 3-like. The transcript is spliced from 27 exons. Gene Ontology annotation, molecular function: peptidase inhibitor activity. Gene Ontology annotation, biological process: antibacterial humoral response; innate immune response. The record is from RefSeq and is a predicted model, not a curated record. Gene Ontology annotation, cellular component: extracellular region. Lineage: Eukaryota; Metazoa; Echinodermata; Asteroidea; Valvatida; Asterinidae. Bases 196 to 3726 code for a protein of 1176 amino acids.